Pomacea canaliculata is the source of this 5143-nucleotide messenger RNA. RefSeq lists its product as uncharacterized. Lineage: Eukaryota; Metazoa; Mollusca; Gastropoda; Architaenioglossa; Ampullariidae. The record is from RefSeq and is a predicted model, not a curated record. Bases 1315 to 3711 code for a protein of 798 amino acids. The transcript is spliced from 9 exons.
UAUUAUAGUUGCUUUUUUCAGUAAUUUUCUUAUUUUAGAAUCGAGUCAGUUAGCUUGAAUGCUUUCCUUCACCUUGCUGAAAGCGAUAUCUUCAACCUCCACGAAAUGUGUAGGGUCAGCAAUAAAAUGUUUCACUGUGGACACUCCUUGUUGACUUGAAAGACACGUAGGAUAUUCAUCCAUCUUGUCUCGGGCAGUGGCAUCUUUUAUCUCGCAACCUCCAGAUGACAUAUGUCCUAAAACAUGGAGCAAAGGACUACUGUCCACUUCUAAGCUCAUUGCUACCAAAGAUUUGUCAGAGCAGCCGAUUCAUCCCAUAAUAUCUGGACGCAGUUUCUUUCAGCAAAUGUGUUCUUGAUAACAUUUCUACUAAGCUGAUAUGCUGACUUCGUGUGGUCCUUUGCUUAUUAUUAUUAUUUUUUUUUUUUUUAAGGGGGUUAUAACCAGCACCCGAGAGCCAGACCCACAAACAAAACUUUAGAGGAUGUGAAAUGCACGCUGUUAUGUUUCCCACCCUCUUAUUGAGAUCCAGUGCCGCAAACAUUAAACUCUUGUCACCAGUUAGUCAUCCAGCCAUGUGUCCCUUGACUGGUAUCUGUCAAUGGCGGCGACUGACGGAAUUGAAUGUCACCAGUACUGUAGGACCGAUAUACAGGACCAGAAGCUUUGCCUAUCUACAACUACUUGUUCACUGGGAAACACAACCCUCCCUACCUCCAGGGUUUCUUUCAGAUUAACGCUCUUCACAUUGGAAUACCUCCCACCUCCUUACUCCGAGUGUUCUUUUAUCUCGCGGAUCUGAGUGGCAAGGUCCAGCCAGGAUGUGUUAGUUAUGAGGACAGGUGAUAGGGAAGAACACAGGUAAACGAUGUAAAUAACAAAAUUACUUUCCUCCCCCUCCCCAUACCUGUCCAGGGACAUCGACAAGGAAAGCUCGCCGUAGGGUUGGUGCGCAGGACACACUUUGUCACACCUCUUGGCACAACCAGGACAGAGGGCCUUUGUCAUGCCUGCUGGCCUCACCUGUUCGUGACAGAGGGUCGUCGUCAUGCCUACCGGUCUAACCUUCUCUUAACAGAGGAUUUUUACCGAUUUUUCUCCAUAUUUUUUAGCAGGACCUCAAGAACCGUAAUGCUGAAGUAGUCGUGUGUCAGGGUUUGAAGACCUUGCAGGACUUUUCCACGUGGGUUGUCAACUGACUGAAGAGAAAGGUAGACGUGCAGUGUCGUACAUGCCGGCCCUGUGGUGAAUGGACCUGAAGUUGUCACACCAUCCCAUCAUUCUACUGACUGAUGAUACCGCCACUGAAGGGUUAUGGCUGCCGUGCUCGUGUUUGCUGUCCUGGUGUUGUUCACACCAACAGUUGCAGACAUUUACAUGACCCAAGAGUCAGACAAGUGUUCCAGGAUCGACCUGACCUCAUGCUCCAACCAUCAUCUGCGUUGUCCCAAUGAAGGUCCGCCCUCAGUCAUCGCCUUGUCUCAGGCCAAAAAUGGUUUUCGUCGUUCUGCAGUUUUCUCCUUCUGUAGUUACCAGUUCAGCUGUGCUGCUCAAAGCACCUGCUGCGUGCGCAGCUACUUCCGGUUCUGCUACGAGGACGUCUCCGACGACCACCUCAUGGAUCUGGCUUAUGCCUGCCUGAUAGAGAGCUCCUGCGAGUUCCGAGUCCCUGUCGUUCAAGCGAAUUCUUCGAAUUGCAGAAGUCCUGCAUUCGAUUCAGACCAAUCGUUGAUGUCCACCAUCCAGUAUUUCUGCAUUCCAAAGUCAACCAUUCUAGACACUCGCAUGGAUUUCCAGAGUCUCUCGGAGACACAAGGCGCCUCCAUCCUUGUCACCAAGUCAGAUGGCAGUGAGCAGGACUCAGGCCUGUCCCGUACAACCACGUGCAACAUGUGGUCACCAGUGGGGCAAAACAAUACAAUCUCUCUAUUCCAGUAUGCCUUCAUUAACGGAACAAAGUCUCGCAACUGGUAUGUUCGGAUUGAAGACUCAAAAAAGUCCGUUGUUGUGUUCAGCCCGUUUCAUAACCGGACGGAGGUGUUGGCAAAGAAACGAAUGUCUGGGUUGUUGACCCCUGUUACUAUACACCUUAGAGUGGAGAAUGCCGGGGCUCCCAGCCUGCUCUGGAUAGGGUUUGAAGUGGAAGACUAUACCAAAAGUUUUCAUUUGACCUGCUCGUCCACUAGUGACAGUUCUUCGACAGGAGAAGAUAUGAAUCCGUGGCAGAACUCAUCAGCAGUCGACGGCAACAUCACAGAUCACAAGCCUUCGUCUGCUGACGACGGUGGCAACAGCAGCUUCCCGACUCCCGCAGCAUCAGACGCACUCAGGUCCAAAGACUCCCUCAGCACAAUAUAUCUGAUUGUCGGAGCUGUAGUGGGUGCCAUCUUGGUGGUAGUGCUAGCUGCAGUUCUUCUCUACAUCGUUUGCAGAAGACAUCAAGAUAAAAGCCGAGGCAAGGCUCGAUCCCGUGCGACAGUGCCUUCCAGUACUUCGCUUGACGACUACGGUUAUUGCAUCCCUGUCGUCUCCGGUAACACGGUGACGUCACCAACGGACAGCAGCACCGACGAUGUGCUCGUGGAUGGCAAAAAAAUAACUCUGUCGCCACAGCAGCAGAGGAUGACGUGGCAACACUCGACAAUAGAAGACGGCUCAGCCUCGGAUGCUGCAACACCAUCAUCAUCAUCAGCCGCAGCAAUAGCAGAAGCAGCAGCAGCACCGAAGACGACGACAGAAGAUGAAGCUGUUGAGGUAUAUGCCAACAUCUUCCAUAACUACGCUUUCGCAGGCGACGUGGAGUUUACUACAGACGACGACUCUUUCACGUCCGAGUUCGAUGUGUGCACAAGCGACCCCAACAUGUACGAAAACAAUAUUGUUGAAGAAAACAGCGCGGGAGACUGCAGCGAACUCGUGAAAGAAAUUCUGGCGCAUGACUAUGAACCCAUCUACCAAGAGCUGAACCUUGAGAGGGUUGACUACCAAAACACCGACAAGUUGCGUCUCCAGGAGUCCAUCCGCUUCGAAGGACAGGACAGUGGAUUCCUCAACCCCAUCCACGAUGUAAAAUUUUCCUCAUUUAUUUCGUCACCAGGGGCAUCGCACAUCGCGUCUACACUUCGGGGUGAGGAGGAACCGGCUUGCCUCACCGGUUUCGCUAACACACAGCUAGACGAUUCGACCGGAGCACCGAGGUGGCCCUCCAGGGAGUCUUCUUUGUACAAUCUGGGCCAUGCACCUUCCCCGCCCUUCACUUCACCCAGCGAAUCACAGACUCCGCGGACGAAGCGCAGACACGGAGUCAGUGAUGUGAAGAAAAGAUUGCGGCAACUGUUCGCCAAAAAGGAGUGCUACACUCCUGGGCACCAGGUUCCCAAAGAAGUGACGAGCAUCGUUGCUUGCGGGGAGGACUUGGACGGUGCCCUACGUGGUGCCCAGCCCCCGCUGACCGUAUCUGCAACCGACGACCGAGACACAGUCGCGGAUGAUGACUACGCUGACCUGGCUCAGUAUUCUACCGUUACGAAGUGCAAGGGUUUCCUUUGCGAACAGGAACCGAUGGAUGGGGUUCAAAGCACUUCCAGGAAGCCAGGCAGAAGGCAAAAGAAAGGCGACAGCGCAAAGCUGGGUGGAAGUGCACCGGAAAUCAUCAGCAAGAAGAAGAAUUUACUUGAUAUCAAGGGAACGAAAACCGCAGGGCAACGCUAAGCAUGCCUCACCCGUGAAAAGUGAGUCCAGACGGCCAUUUCUAGACAUCUCAAGAGCAGUGGUGUGGCCAGCAAGGGUAUUCUGAUACCAGGACACCAGUAUCUACAGAGGAGGUGUAUUAUCUGAAUUGCUCAGAUCUUGAACUCUCUGUGAAGGAUGUCAGGUAGAGUCUUGCUAUUUAAGAAUAACUCAAACCCCGUCGAUGCCAGGUGCAUGGCUUUGCGGGGAAAACGACCCCCAACCAUCGACUGUUGACGGGGAGUGGGCAAUGUAGGAGGACGUCCACUUCCGGUCACGUGUUCAAGUGUAGAAGACACAGACCGAAAUCACGGCUUUGAUGAGGGAACGUCUGACAGUUUUACUGUCCACCCACAUCACCGAAAUGCCUGUUUAACAUGUCGAAUUUUUCGGUGUUUUAGCUGGAUAAAGGUGUUUCCUCUAGGUUAAUACGUUUGUCCAGUGCUGACAUCUUGGCGUAGGCUUCAGACAACAAAAACAUGAUUAUCAGUCGUGAAUACAGUACAUACCAUCGAACACCGAAUCGUGUAUAGCUAUAAAUGUAGAUGAUCCUAUAUACUACAAAAUCGUCUACACUGUUUAAAGUGUUUCAUACUGUACAUGCAUACUUAUAUAGCGUAUAUGAUAAAUCUGCUGUUUUCAGAACUACAGUUAUAUAUUUUGAAUUCAGCUCAGUAUAUUUAUAUAUUUAUUGUCUAAGGCCCUUAAUAUUGCCGAGUGUGUUACCUAUAGCACACAUCAUUAUAUACUAUAUGCACCGUUAAAAUUAUUGCUUUCUUGCACUAUAUCUUUGUCUAAAAGGCUUGUUUACGUCAGUUUGUUUUCUAUAUAAACAUGACAUUAUGAAACUGAUUUUGCUGUGUUAAAGGCUCCAAUGUUCACAGACCUGCUCGCCAUAUUUUACCAGUAAAUUUCUCCACCGCUUUCAACACUUGUGCUAUAGGUGAAGAAGCUUUUGUUGUUGCUGUUGAUGUUACAGGUGAUAGUAAGCGUGAAAUUGAUAAGGACUACAUCCGAGACUCAAGAACUACACAUAAAUGUAUUUUAAAGGUGGCCAAAUCAUGCAAAAUAAGUACUAUAGACACGAUAGCCGUGCAGUUCGUUUUGUACAUAUCAGAAACAUUCUGUUUGGUGAAAUAGUUUGUAAUGUUUUCUUUGCCUUGUGUGAGCGACGAGAGUUACAGUAGCUCAACGCCUUGUUUAUUCAUUAUAAAUUGCAUAAAUGUGAUAUGAUAUAGCUGUUGAGUGUAGCAAUUCAUAACAAAGAAAUCCCUGAAGGGGACUGAGGUUCGUUCUUUGUGUUGUUUGGUCUGGCAAAGUUGAAUUCUACAUCGACUACUGCAAGCGUACCAUAUGAAGCACGUGUACCCUGACGUUGCUGUCAAAUAAAUUUAUGAUUAAGCUUGUUUUUAAA